Molecule: messenger RNA, 3264 nt
Organism: Alosa alosa (allis shad)
Lineage: Eukaryota; Metazoa; Chordata; Actinopteri; Clupeiformes; Clupeidae
Gene: exoc3l1
Product: exocyst complex component 3-like 1
Biological process (GO): exocytosis; exocyst localization
Cellular component (GO): exocyst
Molecular function (GO): SNARE binding
Source: RefSeq, a predicted model, not a curated record
GGAUGUUGUCUGGGAGUGUGGGAGAGGAAGGGCCGUCAGGCGAGUGUGGAUGUGUGCCCCCCCUUCUCCCUCUCUCUCUCUCUCUCUCUCUGUCCCUCAGUCUUUCUCCUCGAUCACUGUUUGCCUCUUUGCAUGUGUGCGCAGCCCCUGGGGCAGGGCAGAGGCUCGGCUGGACAGUGGUUGGACGGACGGACCGACGGCUGAAAUUGAAGCGUAAAUGUCCGACGGAGCGAAGAAUGGCAGCGACAGUCUUAAAGAUGCCCCGCUCCCUGUGGAGAUCUGGCCAGAGCUCGAGAGGGCGGAGAGUCUCGCCCGGGGUGCGGCAUUGAAAUGGGCGUCAGGUGUGUUCUGUCGCCCCGAGCAACUGGAGAGACUGGGACAAUACAAGAAGAGAGAGACCCAAAGGACAUCCUCGAUUCACUCAAGACUAAAGUCGGUGGUGCAGUCCUACCUGGAGGGUGUGGGCUGGGGCCUGGAGCAGCUGAGAGACGCGCGGGAGGAGCUGAGGGAGGUGUCGCACACCAUGCAGAAGGUCAGCGCCGAGGCCCAGAAGGCCGUCAGCGGAGCCUCCGCCCUGCAGGAGCUGCAGGAGGUCGCCGACAACCACUGCCAACUGCUGGCCGCCGUUAGCAACCUCCCUCGCCUCUACUUAGUGAAGAGUAAGGUGUUGGAGACGGAGCGGCUGGUGGAGUCUCGCCGGCUGCUGGAGGCUCACGCACGGCUGAUGGAGCUGGAGCGCUGGCAGGAUGAGGUGCUGCUCCAGCUGUGUGCUCCGGGCGGGUGCGGGGGCCCGAGCCUGGCGCCCGAGGACGAGCUGAUGGUGCGGGACUACUUCUCGGGCGUGGGGCUGGUGGACGCGCUGGGCAAGGAGUUGUGGACGGUGGUCGGGAGCAGCCUGGCGCAGGCACGCCAGAACCCCACGCUUCUGGUGUCGGCCGUGAGGAUCAUUGAGCGCGAAGAGGCGCUGGACCAGGCCCUGCUGGAGGAGAGGGGCAGCGUGGGGGGGUGGGCCGGGAUGGCCAACUCCAAACCUCUGCCACCGGGCAGACCGCGCUGCUGGAGGGAACGCUUCUUCAAGGUGAUGGAAGAGGCGGUUUCGGCACGUUUCCGUAGCGUCUCCUACCUCCACACACGGGGGCCGGGGCUGGCCGGCCACCUGUCCGCGCUGCAGCACACCGUCAUGGCGGACCUGGCCACAGUGCGGCACCUGUUGGAGCAGUGCGUGCCGCCGCACUACCGCCUGACGCAGGCCUACCUGCGCGCCUGCCACCACUGUCUGCAGAGCCACCUGGGCCAGGUGAGCAGCUGGGACCUGGAGAGUGGAGAGAUAUUCGCCGUGCUCAACUGGGUGCUGCACAUCUACAGCAGUGUAGAGAUGAUGGGUCAGCCGGACCUGGUGGCUGAGAUGGCACAGGAGGAGCUGGGGCCGCUCAUCACACAGGAGGGCCUGGAGCAGCUGCAGAACAAAUAUGUGCAGAGCGUACGGAGAAGUGUGUCAGAGUGGAUGCACAAAGCUCUGGAGGUGGAGCUCACUGACUGGCAAAGAGACCAGGAACCGGACACUGACCAUGAAGGCUACUACCACACAAGCCUGCCCACUAUUCUCGCCCAGAUGCUAGAGGAGAAUGCUAGAGUGGCCUUGAUGAUCAGUGAAAGUCUCCGAGAUCAGACCAUUCAGAUGGGGCUCUACGAAAUGGAGAAUCUCCUCAACAGAUUCAGAGAAGCUCUUGUCGGAUUUGGAAAGGAGCAUCGCAAGGAACCCAACAGCGACAACAAGUUCUACCUCCACUACCUGCUGGCAUCUAUCAGCAACUGUAUCAUCCUCAAACACUCCACGGAGAGUCUUCAGAGGCAGUUGAGGCCUCCUGCCCCGGGCCGGUUCUCCCGGGCUCUCCCUGGGACCCUGGCUGCUCUGGAGCGAGCAGUGAAGAAGGCCUGUCGCCUGGUCAUGGACCAGCUGCUCCUGGACAUCCAGCCGUACCUGCAGGGCAUCCUGACCCGCUCCUGGCUGACCCAGGGCAACAUCACCCCGAAGCUCUGCAGCGUCCUCGAGCACCACUGGGAGCUAUACGGCAGAGUCAGACCGCCCUGUCGAGAGCGCUUGCAGGAGGAGAGCCAGUGGCUGACAGUGAUGGAGUACGUGCGCGCAUUAAUGCAGAAGAGAUUAGUUUGCCGGAACACAGAGGAGCGUCAACAACUUGCAGAGCGGAUGUCACAGGAUGCUCAACAAUUUAGGGAUGUGUUUCAAAGCCCAGAGGCCGAGGGGACGGACAGUGAGAUUAAUCAUAUCGCUCUGCUGAGUGUGCUGGCUGACUUUAUCCAGCUGAGGGACCCCAGCAUGUUGUCUCUGGAAGUCUCGGGACUGGUCGCCAAGUACCCUGAUAUCAGUGAGGAACAUGUGCUGGUGUUACUGGAAGUGAGGGGGGAUGUCUCCAGGGAGAUUCGAGGGACAGUAUUGGACUUACUGGAAAGCACUGCUCCAAAACUGCCGCCAGGAUAUCGGCCAUUGUUUUCUGAUAUUCUGGUGCCAGCUCCUAGCAUGUCAUUUUGCUUGCCUACGCCCAAGUGUGCUUGACCGAAGCAUCUUACUCUCCUAGGACAUCAGCCCGCCAACCGUGCUGGAGAGUCACACAAGUGUGUCCUCUCUCCCUCGCUGCAACCCUGGCCUGUUUCUGGGCUCUUCUGACCAGUGCCUUCAGUAUACUUUCAUUCAACUAAUCUUUGUGACUCUACACACACGGAACAGUGUACCAAAAACAUUCAACUGAGAAAAAAUUGGUUGUUGUCACAUACACAGAUAUCUCUCUUGUGAAUUGUAGCUGACUGCAGGACAGUGGACCGCUUCAGAGAUGGACAUCAGAGACAAAGCUACAGGUUGCAGAACUCAUCUGCACAUAGGCUACCGUUUGAAAGAAUACUUCUGAGUUGCCUUGUGGACUAAAAGUGGCAACCCUCUUCAUCCCCUUUCUAUAUUGUGACUGCAUGGAGAACAAAAUGUAAUUGUAAUUAACCUCCGCUAAUUAGGCAUUGAUAAUAAACACUGAAUUGUAAAAUGCUGUCAAUUAUAAUUGUCCAAAGAUGUGUUGAUGGGAGAGCAUAGGCCUAUUAUCAUCCAACUAUGUUCAUGAACAAAAUGUGCAUUAUCAUGAGAAAAACCUAAUCCAGUACAGGUUUAUACACAGCACAUAGCCUACUCUAUUUUGAAAAUAGCUAGCAAACUAACGUUUUCAGCCAUCGAAAAAAUAAACCGUUCUGUGCGUCAUA